Messenger RNA from Pyrus x bretschneideri (Chinese white pear), 351 nucleotides. RefSeq names its product BURP domain protein RD22-like. The record is from RefSeq and is a predicted model, not a curated record. Bases 1 to 351 code for a protein of 116 amino acids. NCBI's taxonomy places the organism in Eukaryota, Viridiplantae, Streptophyta, Magnoliopsida, Rosales, Rosaceae. The transcript has a single exon.
AUGAAACCAAGCUCGGAAGAGGUGGAAAAAGGGGUGCAGAAUUACACAAUAAUUUCCCCUAGAAUGAAGAACUUUUCUGCAGUCGACAAGAGCAGAGUCAUUGUGUGCCACAAGUUAAGCUACCCAUAUGCUGUCUUCUAUUGCCAUUCAUUUCAAAGGAUUAGGGCUUAUAUGGUGCCUUUACAAGGAUCUGACGGGACGACCGCGAAAGCAGUUGCUAUCUGCCAAGCAGACACAUCUAGAUGGAACCCAAAAAUCUUACAAGGUUUGAAAGUUGAACCAGGAACCGUUCCCGUUUGCCAUUUUCUUUCUGACAGCGAUAUUGCCUGGGUUUCGAAACAGAAACUUUAG